Aedes aegypti (yellow fever mosquito) is the source of this 2777-nucleotide messenger RNA. It is a transcript of the gene Mocs1, whose product is annotated as molybdenum cofactor biosynthesis protein 1. The record is from RefSeq and is a predicted model, not a curated record. Lineage: Eukaryota; Metazoa; Arthropoda; Insecta; Diptera; Culicidae. The transcript has 4 exons. Gene Ontology annotation, molecular function: metal ion binding; GTP 3',8'-cyclase activity; 4 iron, 4 sulfur cluster binding. The coding region runs from base 191 to 1636 and encodes 481 amino acids. Gene Ontology annotation, biological process: Mo-molybdopterin cofactor biosynthetic process.
GGUUCGCAGUUUCACUCUAGAAUUCGUACGGUGCACACGUUAACACUAAGAACCGGUUGAAAAAGUGAUUUGGUUUACUUUUGCAUUCGUUGUUGAAGCUGAACAGCAUCAGCUGUUUUAUCGAGCUUGUUGAGCGUUGUCGUUGGAAGCCUAAUGCUGUUCUAGUUUUAACAACCCAUAGCACGACAAAAUGUUGAGGAUUGUACGGACAGUUCCGGGUGCCGUGCGAAGGGGAGGAUCUUGGUCGGAGUGUGGAGAUCUGCCGUUUCGAUAUGGUUUCGGAAAGAUUGGCUCCAGCGCUUCUGUGAGGUCGGUGUCUAUCGGAGGAUGUGCGCAGCAAGUUGGUAUUAUCAGUAGGGCGCUGUCAUCGCUGGCAGGCGAAAAGGGCGAUACGACUCAACAGAUCUCAUCGAGCCGGAGCAGCAGCGGUAGUAGCAGUGCGAACACGACAACCGGCAAAAACAGCCGCAGCAGUAGGAAGUGGCAGCAAGAAACGGACUCUCCUUUGACCGACAACUUCGGUAGGUUUCACAGUUAUCUGCGAAUAUCGCUCACGGAAAGGUGCAAUCUACGUUGCAAGUAUUGUAUGCCCGCCGAAGGGGUACAGCUAACGCCCAAGGACAAUCUACUCACAACGGACGAAGUGCUCCGAUUGGCCACUCUCUUCGUCGAGCAAGGCGUACGGAAAAUCCGUCUGACCGGAGGUGAACCCACGGUGCGAAAAGACCUCCCGGAAAUCAUCGAACGACUGAAGCGCAUUCCCCUGCUGGAAAGUGUCGGAAUUACGACGAACGGCCUCAUGUUGACCCGACAGCUUGUGGGCCUGCAGCGGGCCGGCCUCGAUGCGCUCAACAUCAGCUUGGACACACUGAAGGCGGCCAAGUACGAACAGAUCUCCCGGCGCAAGGGAUGGGAACGGGUCAUCGCCGGAAUCGACCUCGCCAUCCAGCUGGGCUACAAACCGAAAGUGAAUUGCGUUCUUAUGAAAGCUUCAUCACCAUACAUAUCAUCAACAUCCGGCAGCCAGCGGCCAUCGUUUGGCAUACGCCAUUUCUCCUCCCUAAGCCACGUGGACGAACGCACCGGUAAGGCAACGAUGGUCGACGUAGACGACAAGGAAUCGACAAAACGGGAAGCCAAGGCACAAGCCACCAUCUACGUGGGACCACUAAUCUCCUCCCUGAUUGAAAACAACGAACUCAAAAAAGGUGACGUACUCUCGAUUGCCCAGAUGGCGGGAAUCGUCGCUGCCAAGAAGACCUCCGAUCUGGUUCCCCUGUGCCACAAUAUCCCACUUUCGUCGAUCAAGGUGGAAGCGAGCCUAAACUCCUUCACGCACGAAGUCAACAUCCUGACCAAGGUGAAAUGCGACGGCAAAACCGGAGUCGAGAUGGAAGCCCUGACGGCGGCCUCCAUCGCUGCGCUGACCGUGUACGACAUGUGCAAAUCCGUGUCGCACGAAAUCCUGAUCAAGAACAUUAUGCUGGUGGAGAAAACCGGCGGCAAAAGCGACUACUACAAGCUGGCCAACAAGCCCAAAGUGGAGAUUAGGAACGACGAUCCGCCGAUCGUCGUCAAGCGAUACAAGACUGAUCCCAUCACAAGCCACGAGGAAUUCGUUCCGACUCAUAUUUAAACAACCUCUAACAAGUUUUAAACUAUAUGUGCCUUUGAAUCCAAAAAUUUCAUUUUUAUUUUGACCUCUGGUAAAUUUGAUUUGGAUGAAUUUACUUACAAUUAGCAUACGAUCUGUAUCCAGAUUCAAAAAACGUAUUUUCUUAAGAUCAGUCAUAGGAUUGACCCCAAUCGAGGCCCAUCUUGUUGCAUCCACGAGAUAUCGCCUGCAAGCUAACCACCAGUUCCCCGUAGCUCUCCGUCGCCAGGCCCUUAUGCUUAGAUCCAUCCGCCAGAAUCUUCGGAUCGCGCAUUUCCGCAUUAACUCCUGUAAUCCAGCUCAUGGCCGCCGACCAAAUGUUGCUGAACUUCGGCACAAAAAGCGGUGCACGUACGGUCCUCUUCAUUCCCAUCAGGGGGCAGUGAAUCCUGGCGUAGCCCCGGUUCGUCUCCACAUUCCACAGAUUGUUCCCGUACAUGCUGAACACAAUCUGCGGCCACCCGUACGGGUUGGUCGACUUCAUCGUGAACUCCAGCGGCAUAUUGAACACCACGGUCCGGUAGUUCCCUUCCGGUUUGGCACUCUGCGUUAUGCCGGAGCGCAUGCCGGACACCAGCUCCCAGUCCGGUCCCGCCACGACGUCAUACCGGCAGAACAAAGAGCCACUGUCGGGUCCCAUCGGGAAGUAGGCCGAUUCCAGUUGACCGGAAACCGCCAAAUGGAAGUAGCUUUCGCUGUCUCCGGUGUUACGCCGGUGUGUGCCGUCACCAUCUUCGCCCCUGGUAGAUUCUUUCAUGAUCACUUCGAAGAAGAUGUACUCGGAAGUUUCAAACAACAAAGCAAUCGUUUGCGGCUCCCGUUGCCAUUGGUUACCGGUUGGUUCGAGCGCGUGCGCGUACAGUUUUUGAGAGUUGCAUGCAAGAUGCAAUUAUUGUCGUAAUGUCGGAUGUUUUCCGUUGUUGUGAGGAAGGUCAGGUUCUUUUAAAAAAAUUUAAGUUUCCAAUAGACAUAUAUAAAGGUUAUAACUGCAUUUUAAAGUAAAUUCAAACAUUUUUUUUUCGUUUCUUCAAUGUUGGCGCUCAAUCUUAACUGUUUCUGCUGAAUCAUAUAUGCAUUAGCUUUAGAAAGUAGUUUUGUAAAUAUUUUAAUAAAUAUAAACAUU